AUGAGUGAUCCGCUUAGCAUUGCUGCAAGCGUGAUAGCACUGCUUCAGCUCACAGCGACCGCUACACAGUAUCUCAAGGACGUCAAGCAUGGAUCAGCUGAUCGGCUGCGGUUACGCGAUGAGCUGAGAAGUACGGCCUGUCUUCUUGAAAUGCUCAAAGAUCGCGUUGAGGAUGCCGACGAUGCGUCUGAAACCGAAGAGACCCUCAAACCUGGAUCUAUACGGGCUCUAGCGGAGCCCGAUGGCCCUCUCAGCCUCUUUGGGCAGAUACUCCAGGAAAUCAUCACCAAGCUUGAACCACAAGCUAGCUUGCGUCGCUUGGCCAAGCCUUUCACUUGGCCCUUUGACAAAAAAGAUAUUUCUGAGAUGCUGAACUCUUUAGAACGUCUAAAAAGUCAUUUCAGUCUGAUUAUGCAGAACGAUCUUCGAGAACUAGCCAAAUUAUCGAACCUUAAACUGAAUGACCUGAAUGAUAAAGCUGAUAGAUCUGAGGCUAAAUCACGAGAUGAGGAAGCAAUAAAGAUCAUCUCUUGGAUCAGCCCGAUUUCUUUUCAUGCGAAGCAUAUUGAUAUUCUAGAGCGAGUUGAGCCAGGGACCGGCACUUGGCUAAUUGAGCAUGACACCGUUCAGGGCUGGCUUAGAGGAGAUAUUAACGUCCUUUGGUGCCCGGGCAUUCCUGGAGCGGGAAAGACAAGUCUAGUUUCCCUAAUCAUCAACCGCCUCGAACAAGAGAGAGCUGCUGACAUCACUUGCGCGUACGUCUACUGCGAUUAUAAUCAACGCCUUGAGCAGACACCAUAUGCUCUACUCUCGAGUCUACUACAACAGGUCCUUCGAAACUUCGCAGACCAACCAUUGCCGGCAGAUGUAUCAGUACUCUACAGUCAACACCAGAAAUAUGGCACACGUCCUACACAAACCCAGAUCACAGAGAUCCUUCAAAAGCUCGCUGCGAAACUAGCGACAUUCUACAUAGUAGUAGAUGCUCUAGAUGAGUGCGGCGAGUCUGAAGAGGACGCUCUCCAGUUCAUGGAGAUAGUGUCUUCUCUGGGGGCACGCGUCAAGGUUCUCUACACAUCUCGGUUUUCUACCACCUUUGAGGAACACUUCAGCCAGUCCGAGAAGCUGCAGAUAUCUGCUCAAAACGCUGACAUCACAACGUUUCUUGACGCCCAAAUCCGUCAGAAAUACCGCCUAUCGAGGCAUGUGCGUGCUGAUCCAAAGUUGAAGGAUGAAAUUGUUGAGACCAUCAUUCAAGAGUCUCAGGGCAUGUUUCUGCUCGCCAAGUUGCAUCUAGAAUCUCUUUCCCAAAAGAUCAAUCGCAAAGAGGUGCGGAUAUCUCUCAAAACUCUCCCCGCAUCGCUAAAUGCCACAUACUCGGAGGCUCUGGACCGAAUAUACAGGCAAGCACCAGAAGCAGUAGAAUUGGCUGAGGCUGUGCUGUUUUGGGUAUUAUGUGCGAAGCGCUCCUUGACAAUCUUGGAGCUGCAACAGAUAUACGCCACCCAAGACUUGCCAGAGGACGCGGGUCUUGAGGAAGAUGAUCUCCCAGACGCUGACAUCUUGACUGGCGUCUGCGGAGGACUCAUCAUGGUCGAUAGUGACUCCAGGACUGUCCGACUCGUACACUACACAGCUCAACAAUACUUUGAGCAAUUCCAUAGCCAGAAGCUCACGCAAGCGAGGAUCAGCAUCACGAAUAUCAGUCUCAAGUAUUUGGCUUUGCCAAACUUCUCGAGUGGGAUUUGCACCACGGACAAAGCCAUGGCCCAACGCCUCGAAGAAUACCCUUUCCUCGACUAUGCUGCAAAGCACUGGGGUGCUGAAAUCAACAUUUUUGAUCAAGAUGGCCACGUUCCGGCCUUUGAUAAAUUGGCCUCCAGCACCACUGCACUGGGAACCACCAGUCAAGCUUUUGGGAUCCCUAGCGACCGUCAUUCAAACUGGAGUCAAGAGUUUCCGAGAGAUAUCCCGGCCCUCGUUCUGGCCGCUACAUUCGAUCUUCCCAGGGUACUCGAACGAAUGGUACGGACGGGCCACGACUUGGAAAGUAAGGGGACUGAUGAGGAUACGGCGUUGAUUCGCGCUGCAAGCUUUGGGCACCAGGAAAAUGCACGCGUCCUCCUGCAUCUAGGUGCUGAUAAAAAUGCCCGAGAUCACAUGAACGAAACAGCUCUCCAGAGGGCUGCCGGCAAUGGAGAGGCCGACGUUAUCAAAGUUCUGUUGGAAAAAGAAGCUGACGUCAACGUGAGUACAUCAAGCGAUUGGACUGCUCUUAUGGCUGCUGUUUCUAGUGGCAACAUUGAGGCUGUCCAGAUGCUGGUGGACGCGGGAGCCAACCUUAUGGCGGAGACUGUUUGGGGGGACUCUGCUCUCAGCAUCGCGACCCGCAAUGGUCAAGAGGCUAUUGCCACGCUUCUGGCUGACCGAGGCGCAAUUCUCCCUCAUGGCCCAGCUGGCCGUCGAGCGUCCACUGUGGCUUCUCGCAGAGGCUUUUUGCAGCUUGUCCGGCGGCUCACAGCCGACUAUGAAGCCGUCGCCAGCCAGCCUUUGCAGCGCCAGAGUCUCAGGAUCAUGGGCGGAUUGUCUCACAUUGGUGAGGUUGAUGAACCGGCCAGAGCAGAGGAAGAAGCCAGCUCCGCCGAGAUACCUGAACCAGACCAAGGUGACUUCUCUGAGGCGACAGAAGGUCUGGAUUAUAACAUGGGAUUUUCGAGACGUUAUGACUUGAAGGAAAGUAUUGGCAAAGGCCAUUUUGCAGAAGUGUUCUCUUGUACCAACAGAGUAACUGGUUUAGUAUACGCGGCCAAGGUCUGGAAAAUCGAGAGAUGGAUAAAGGCUUCCACCAAGAUUGAAGGGAUUCACAGUGAGUCCCAUACAUUGCAGAGAGCACAGAAGCACUCGCAAGCCAACAUCCUGCGCAUUGUCGAUCUUUUCGCCGAAUACGCGGAGGCCAAAGUUUACAUGGUUCUGGAACUCGCCCCGGAGGGAGAGCUGUUCAACUUUAUCGUCAUGAAGCAGCGUCUGACGGAAGCUGAAGCUCGAAAGAUCCUUCAACAAAUUUUCUCUGCGCUUGAGUUCUUGCAUGGCUUAGGGCUGGCACAUCGGGAUAUCAAACCGGAAAACAUCCUUCUGUUCGACAAAGAGUGCCUUCACAUCAAGCUGGCCGACUUUGGUCUCACCAAGAAUAUCGGCUGUGAGCCUGAUAGCGUGGAACUUGCGACCACUCUCUGUGGCACACCUAGUUAUGUAGCCCCUGAAGUCCUUGAAGAUAGGGCACAAAGACGAUACGGACUCGGCGUCGAUGUCUGGUCUGCUGGUGUCGUCUUAUACAUCUGCCUUUGCGGCUUUCCGCCAUUCUCCGACGAACUCUACUCCGAGGCAUUUCCCUACACCCUUUCACAGCAAAUCAGGUCCGGAAGGUUCGACUACCCUUCGCCCUAUUGGGAUCCCAUUGGAGACCCAGCGCUUGACCUGAUUGACAGCAUGCUUGUUGUCAAUGCGGAGAAACGAUUCAGUGUUAAGCAGUGCAUUAGCCAUGCAUGGACGGUUGACGCAAGUACUUCUAUAUUGCAGGAUGUCAUUAGGUCAGCCAGUCCAGAGCCGAUGUAA
This is a messenger RNA of Fusarium sp. VM40, 3612 nucleotides long. The record is from the annotation of a GenBank genome assembly. Lineage: Eukaryota; Fungi; Ascomycota; Sordariomycetes; Hypocreales; Nectriaceae.